This is a messenger RNA of Spathaspora passalidarum NRRL Y-27907, 1162 nucleotides long. Its product is annotated as formate dehydrogenase-like protein. NCBI's taxonomy places the organism in Eukaryota, Fungi, Ascomycota, Pichiomycetes, Serinales, Debaryomycetaceae. The coding region runs from base 19 to 1155 and encodes 378 amino acids. The transcript has a single exon. The record is from RefSeq and is a predicted model, not a curated record. Gene Ontology annotation, molecular function: NAD binding; oxidoreductase activity, acting on the CH-OH group of donors, NAD or NADP as acceptor; formate dehydrogenase (NAD+) activity. Gene Ontology annotation, cellular component: cytosol.
AAAAGAAAACGAAACAUUAUGACUAAGCCAAAGGUAUUAUUAGUUCUUUACGAAGGUGGUCAUCACGCCAAGGAACAACCAAAGCUCUUGGGUGCCAUCGAAAACGAACUUGGUCUCCGUAAGUUCAUCGAAGACCACGGUUAUGAAUUGGUCCUGACCAUCGACAAGGACCCAGAACCUCAUUCCAAGGUCGACCAGGAGUUGCCCGAUGCCGAAAUUGUCAUCUCCACUCCAUUCUUCCCCUUGUACUUGACCCGUACCCGUAUUGCCAAGUCUCCCAACUUGAAGAUUGCCAUCACUGCUGGUGUUGGAUCUGACCAUGUUGACCUUGAUGCUGCAAAUGAACGCAAUAUCUCCGUAUUGGAAGUCACUGGGUCGAACGUCCAGUCUGUGGCUGAACAUGCCAUGAUGACUAUCUUGACAUUGGUGAGAAACUUUGUUCCUGCCCAUGAUUAUGCGGUUAAUGGUAAGUGGGACAUUGCUGCUAUUGCUAGGGAUGAGUACGAUUUGGAAGACAAGGUUAUUGCUACUGUUGGUGCAGGCCGUAUCGGAUACAGAAUCUUGGAACGGUUGAUUGCUUUUAACCCAAAGAAGUUGUUGUAUUACGACUACCAAGAACUUCCAGCUGAUGCAAUCAAGAAGCUUAAUGAAGCAUCCAAACUUUUCAACGGUGUUGACAAUAUUGUUGAAAGAGUCGAGAACUUGGAAGAUAUGGUUUCUCAAGCUGAUAUUGUUACGAUUAACUGUCCCCUUCAUGACAACUCUCGUGGUUUGUUCAAUAAGGACUUGAUUGCCAAGAUGAAGAAAGGUUCUUAUUUAGUCAACACUGCCAGAGGUGCCAUUUGCGUUGAGCAAGAUGUCGCUGACGCCGUCAAUUCCGGACAUUUGGCAGGAUACGGUGGUGAUGUGUGGUACCCCCAACCAGCACCAAAGGACCAUCCUUGGAGAUCUAUGAAGAAUGCCAACGGUGGUGGUAAUGCCAUGACUCCUCAUAUCUCGGGGACUAGUUUAGACGCUCAAGCCAGAUAUGCUGCUGGUGUUAAGCAAAUCUUGACCGAAUACUUCAACAAGACUUACAAGUAUCGUCCCCAGGAUGUCAUUUGUAUUGAUGGUGACUACGCUACUAAGGCUUAUGGUCAAAGAGAGAAGAAGUAAUCGUUAU